UAAUGGCUGCCUGAGCAACGUCUCCAAGCAGGCGCUUGGUUAGAGGCGGGUCUCAACCAGCGACUCAUCGGAGGCGGGCUUCAGAGCAGCGGUAGGGGAGGCGGGAGAAGCGGCGGCGGCCAAGCCGACCGAGGAGUAUCCUGAGUCUAAAAGCAAGUAACUUUCCACUUGUUCAUCAAGAUGGAAAACUCAGAUUCUAAUGAUAAAGGAAGUGGUGAUCAGUCUGCAGCACAGCGCAGAAGUCAGAUGGACCGAUUGGAUCGGGAAGAAGCUUUCUAUCAAUUUGUAAAUAACCUGAGUGAAGAAGAUUAUAGACUUAUGAGAGAUAACAAUUUGUUAGGCACCCCAGGUGAAAGUACUGAGGAAGAGUUGCUGAGACGGCUACAACAAAUUAAAGAGGGCCCACCACCACAAAACUCAGAUGAAAAUAGAGGUGGAGACUCUUCAGAUGAUGUGUCUAAUGGUGACUCUAUAAUAGACUGGCUUAACUCUGUCAGACAAACUGGAAAUACGACAAGAAGUGGGCAAAGAGGUAAUCAGUCUUGGAGAGCAGUGAGCCGGACUAAUCCAAACAGUGGUGAUUUCAGAUUCAGUUUAGAGAUAAAUGUUAACCGCAAUAAUGGAAGCCAAAAUCCAGAGAAUGAGAAUGAGCCAUCUGUAAGACGUCCUAGUGGAGAGAAUAUGGAAAACAAUAGCCAAAGGCAAGUGGAAAAUCCACGUUCUGAAUCGACAUCUGCAAGGCCAUCUAGAUCAGAACGAAAUUCAACUGAAGCACUUACAGGAGAAGUACCACCUACCAGAGGUCAGAGGAGGGCAAGAAGCAGGAGCCCAGAUCACCGGAGAACCAGAGCAAGAGCUGAAAGAAGUAGGUCACCUCUGCAUCCAAUGAGCGAAAUUCCACGAAGAUCUCAUCAUAGUAUCUCAUCUCAGACUUUUGAGCAUCCUUUGGUAAGUGAGACUGAGGGAAGUUCUAGAACCCGGCACCAUGUGACAUUGAGACAGCAAAUAUCUGGACCUGAGUUACUAAGUAGAGGUCUUUUUGCAGCUUCUGGAACAAGAAAUGUCUCUCAAGGAGCAGGUUCUUCAGACACAACUGGCAGUGGUGAAUCUACAGGAUCAGGACAGAGACCUCCAACCAUAGUCCUUGAUCUUCAAGUGAGAAGAGUUCGUCCUGGAGAAUAUCGGCAGAGAGAUAGCAUAGCUAGCAGAACUCGGUCAAGGUCUCAGACGCCAAACAACACUGUCACUUAUGAAAGUGAACGAGGAGGUUUUAGGCGUACAUUUUCACGUUCUGAGCGGGCAGGUGUGAGAACCUAUGUCAGUACCAUCAGAAUUCCUAUUCGUAGAAUCUUAAAUACUGGUUUAAGUGAGACUACAUCUGUUGCAAUUCAGACCAUGUUAAGGCAGAUAAUGACAGGUUUUGGUGAGUUAAGCUACUUUAUGUACAGUGAUAGCGAUUCAGAGCCUAGUGGCUCAGUUCCUAGUCGAAAUAUGGAAAGGGCAGAGUCACGAAAUGGAAGAGGGGGUUCUAGUGGUAGUAGCAGUUCUGGUUCCAGUUCGAGUCCUAGUUCCAGUUCGAGUCCUAGUUCCAGUUCCAGUGGUGAAAGUUCAGAAACUAGCUCAGAGGUGUUUGAAGGCAGUAAUGAAGGAAGCUCAUCAUCAGGCUCAUCAGGUGCCAGGCGAGAGGGUCGACACAGGGCCCCAGUCACAUUUGAUGAAAGUGGCUCUUUGCCCUUCCUUAGUCUGGCUCAGUUUUUCCUCUUAAAUGAGGAUGAUGAUGACCAACCUAGAGGACUCACCAAAGAACAGAUUGACAACUUGGCAAUGAGAAGUUUUGGUGAAAAUGAUGCAUUAAAAACCUGUAGUGUUUGCAUUACAGAAUAUACAGAAGGCAACAAACUUCGUAAAUUACCUUGUUCCCAUGAGUACCAUGUCCACUGCAUCGAUCGCUGGUUAUCUGAGAAUUCUACCUGUCCUAUUUGUCGCAGAGCAGUCUUAGCUUCUGGUAACAGAGAAAGUGUUGUGUAAUUGAGAUCUGAACUCUCAGCUAUGUAGCUGGUAUAGUGAUGGGCAAACAGGAAUCACUUGCUUUAUGUCCACUUUUUGAGUGGUGCUUAAAUGUAAAGUAAAAACUGAACUGAGUCAUUGCUUUCUGAGGGAAUCAUUGUCCUUUCUGCAGUAUCUGUCCCAGAAUAAAAGGAAAUAUUUUAAAAGCAACAUUUUAGGACCUAAAAAUCUGAUUUCAGUACCAGUUGGAUUGAUAGCAUCUCUGUUACUGAAAUCAUGUACACUUGUCAGUUUCUCAUUUGUUAUCUUAAAAGAUCUGCCUUAGCAAUGGCUCCUAUCUGUUCCAUGUUGAUCUUUAAAAUUUUCCACUCCAUAGGAGAGGGGCGAAGGAAAUUCCCAGUUUAGACUAAGUUAUAGUAUGUGUUUCAUAAGUGAUUACUUAAAGCUAUACUGUUCCAGUUAUUAGUUGACACAAAUUCAGUCACAUUCUGAAUAUUGUUUGUUCACCUUUCAGACUAGGUGAUACUGGACAUGUCAGUGUAAAUAACACUAAGGUUAGGAUCUUAUAAGUGUGUAACUGUCUCCUAAGCCCAUCACUGUGGCACACUAUAGAGUGAGCUCAUAGUUUAAUUGAGAUAUUUAUCUUGUGGAAAUAAUAAAAAGCCUAUGCUUGUGUAAGUGAAAAAAUCACAUUCAUUUGUUUAAAAAUGUAAAGCUAUUUUAUAGAGGCUCAGUACUUUUCAAAUGCACUGUUAUAUUAAUGCAUUAAAAAUUGUAAAGUACCAUGCUUAGAAAUGAGCAAACUGCUUUUUGUGAGCCAGCAUAGUAAAAAACACACCAAACAAAGUACAAAGCUGCUUUUGUAAGUGUGUAGAUGUCAAGAGCAGAACAUAUCUAUAAUAUUUAAUGUAUGUGAACAGCUACUGUGACAUACAAAGAAAAGGACAGUGCAGUGUCAAACUGCAUUAAAGACCAAUGGAAAUUGUGUAUUUUAACUUGGAUUUAGGCAGGAAGUGAAAGAUGGAAGGAAUAAAGAAAAGUGCUCUGAAGAGUUCAGUUUUCAUGAAGACAGUAAUAAUGCAGACAUGAACUGGUUUCAUAGUGAGAGCAGCAGCAGUGUGACCCGGUAUUCUACUUGAGUAGAUGAAGCAGAAGGUCAGCAAAUUUGGCAGAGCUUUGUUUUAAGAAAAACAAACCACUACCACCUAGCACAAGUUAAAUUGAUGUUUUUACAACUCUGUUCCUCAAAAAAAAAAAAAAAAAAAAAAAAAGGUGGAGUAAAGAGACUGUAAAUCACUUUUAGUAUAAGAAUUGCAGUUGGUACAGAUAUGUGUGCUACUAGGACAGUCUCGAAUUCGUGUUGUUUUCGAGAUUUGACAUUUGAGGUACCAGUGCACACUUGUUAAUAUUUUAUUACUGUCUCUCUAACAGACCUAACAUCUCACAUUUAAAGACCAGUUGAAGAAUUAAGGGAUUUUUAUCCUUUGUUGAAAGUGAGCCAUGUUGGGUUAUUUGAAAUUCAAAUUUUAAUUGUGCUGCCCAUAUUUGAAGAUAAGACUGCUGAUUCAUUUCUGUGGACAUGCACUUUAUGUUGUUUUCUUAGUAGUAAGAAUAGAUUCAUGAUAACCCCAGUAUUCUUAUGAGGCCAGUUGGGGUUAGGGUUAGUCUGACUGUGGAGCAGGUAUUUGUUUUUCUGGGAAAAGCUGACAGGCCAAAAGAGUGAUAGAACACAUCCUUGGCCUUUAACGUAGUGAGCUAACUACCCUGACAUAGUCAAAUACUCUACAAAAUAAGGAAGUCUGCAUUAGGAAUUAUCUGGCUACCUUCACUGUUAUCAACUUAGCUGUAAAGAUUAUUUCAAAGCUCAUUCUGUCAUGUUUUCUUCUGGCUUUCAGUCCUACCUAAAUAUCAAGGAAGUUAACUUGUAAAUAUGGUAGUUGUUUACUAAGGAUAUGUACUGCUCUUGCAAGGAAAUAAUGUCCAAACAAAGCUUCACUUAUUUUUUUUAAUAUAAGCAGAUUUCACUGUUUAUGGCGCUUAUGUAAUACAUUUUAUCUUUUUAAAAAAUUGUCCAUGUAAAAGUCAGGAUUCCUUUAUAUUUGUGAGCCUCCUUGUCUCCUUUCCUAAGAGUGUAAUCUAUGGUUUUCAGAUUUGCAGGGUACUCCUGAUUGGCUAAAAACAAAUCCAUUUUCCUCUUAGUAUAGAGGUGUUCAUUUUAAAUACUUUAAAAACAACUGCAGCAUAUUCUAAGCAUAAAAGAAAGCUAUUGACAACAGGUACCUCCCUAAUCUCCCAAGGUGUAUUACUCAUUUGUGAAGUAUUAAAAUGAGAGGUAACUCAAGCAGAAUGCUGGUUAUGAAUGUAGAUAUUGAAGCUAUUCAUAAACACUGGAAAUAGUAUUUUAAGUUUUUAGCCUUCAGUAGCAUGCACAUAUUGGAUAUGUGCAUGUGGACACCUUCAGUAGCACUCAUUAAUUUCCAUUGGUUUGUGUAGAAUGAAUACAAGAAUUUGCUACUUAAGUUUUUAUUUUGGGAAGUCCAUGACUAAUAUAUACUUACUAGUGUUGUGGACACUGAAGACAAGAUCAUUUGUAGGUGUCAGAUGUACAAUGGAGAACAAAUAUCUUUUUUUUCCCCACCAGCAUCCAUACACCUACUCUUAAGAGAGCAUUCUCUUGCAAAAGACUUGACGUUUAAUUUGUAUCUUUGCACUUUUUCUUUAUUACAGAAAAGUUCUGUCUUUAAGACCUGGUUUGAACUUCAUGCGGUAAUAGAAACAAGGAAAAAACAAUGUUGGGAGAUUACAUUGUUCAAAACAUAGGGAAAAGUACUAAGACCUGAACUUCCUUAAAUAUUUCAGAUAGUUUUUAAAAUUUGCUUACUAGAUUGAAAUGUUUUAAGUGUUUUGUUGUUCAACUCCAAGCAGCUGGCAAGGUUGAGCUUUAUUAGUACUAGAAACAAAAUUGAACAAGUUGGGUCAAAAGUUUGCAGGCUUUAUUUGUAGCAACAGUAGAAGAUGAACCAUGUUAAUUUGGAACGUUUGCUCUAAAAAGACCACAUUAGUUAUACUUCAGUGGUGUUAAUGGAGAUGGGGAUUGAGAAAAGUGUUCACGUUAGUGUUGGAAUGUAGAUAAUUAUACAGUUUGUCAGAAAACCUUUAGCGCCAGGAUAAAUACAAAAUCUUUAAGAACAUGAUUAUUGGAGUUCAUCCAUACUUGAGGAUUAGGAAACUGGUUAGCUAUGUUUGUUACCUCAAGUAAUGUCAUAUUUCCCCCCUCCUCCCCAACACGCCCUAUCCGUGCCAACUAUUUUCUCCUAGUGUCAGUGUCUCAAAUUAUAUUUAUGAAGAGUUAUCACUUAAUAUGCUUUGUAUUUAAUCACCUGCUUCCCAAGUGUCCAUGACAUGAAAUGGGUGAAGCAUUAGCCUGUGACUUUCAGUCAGUUCCCAAAAUACCCAUGUGAUAGGGAGGUAAAUGUUGCAAAAUGCCUCUUAAAAGGCCAUUUUUACAGCUUGCUAGAAUACAGUGGCACCUUGUGGUGGUUGUUAUUUUUCUUUUAAAAAUGGUGGAUAUUUUUAUUAUCCCCUCUUUUCUCCUUUGUUCUUUUGUGAACGAAAAAAAUUGUAGUCUGCCUUAUUUGAUUUUUUUUUUUUUUUUUUUUUUUUUUAUGUUUUACCUUACUGGCUUCCCUGUCAAAUGUUUUACCAAUGUUAAAGUACACAGAAGCCACGUUCGCAGGGCACUUUUAUUCUUUUCUAGUCUUAUAAGACUAUGCUGACUCCCACUUUCUGAAGUAUUCUGUAUCUUAGUAAUGCAAGAGAUUGAUAAGACACAAGUUUGUGUCAGUUGUCUUUUUUUUUAAGUAUAGUAUAAUUCUUCAGUAUGUUUAAUAUUCAGUAACAGUGUUGUAAUUCAUUGAGUUAACUAGUAAAUUGUGUGCUUUUGAAAAAAACAUUUGAAAAUGUAAAUUGACAUAACAUGCUUCAUUUGGAAAGUUAAAGUGCAAGGUUCGAGGAACUAGUAUUUCACUUAUUUCUAAAUCAGAUUUUUAGUAAGCAAUUAAAAACAGCUGUGAGUUCAGUAUCCGCCCUUUAAAAAUUUUAGCACUCUGAAAUUAAGAAUGCUUAACUGGAACAGUUAUAAAAUAUUAUCUAAUACUCCAAGUGAGUGAUCACAUUUAGUUUGUAUCUAAAAGUUUGAAUCUAAAAGUCUGCAGCAUAGAAUAGAGCUGUUAUUGGGGUGUUAGCACUCUCAAAGAGUAAUAACAGAACAGGUUGUGUCAGUUUUAUGAUUCUUUUCAUGUCUGUUUAGGUGUUUUGAUUCAAAGCCGAAGGAAAUAGGCACAUUCUCCAGCACUCUUAAAAUUAUAGUGAUAUUUUCUUGAUUAGGAUUUGUUUACUGAGGUUCCACAAGCUGCUCUGUAGUCAGUUGGGUUGAGUGGUAGAUAUGUCAAAGACAUGCAGUGAAAAUGAACCCCAUCAUACCACUGUGCCUCGUUAUUUCAAGGUUUUUAUAUCAGUUCCUCAUAUUGCAGAUUUAUUCUAAUACCGAGGUGUGGUUGAACCAGCUGCCCAGCCUUAACUCUGUAUCUAGUGCUCCACUACUAACAUUCUUGUAACUGAUUGAUUUGUAUGUGUAUUAACUGUCCAAUGUUUGGAUUUUACCUCUUGAUAGUUCCAUUUGUCCCUGGUGCUGCUUUUAAAGAUGUAGGGCCAUGUGAUCAGGUAUCAAGUUGAAUAGGUAUGCAGUUGACCUGGUUAUGUAUCUGUGCCUGUUUUAUCUUCUCCCAGGAAGAGCUGCUUUGGUAUAGAUGUUUACUUGGAUUCAUAUAAAGAACUGGGCAGCAAUCUUGGAAAGCUUCUGAAGCCUAUAAGAACCUGAAGAGAUUUGGAGGGGGAACAAUAACAAAGGCUGCCUUUAUAUCUUUGAACAUGAAGCACAUAAAAGUAUGUUCUGUAAAGACUUAAGUGAUUGUUAUACCAGGGCUUCCUGACCUCUGGGAGAGAUGCAAAAAAGCAGAGAGGAGCACAAAGUGAAGUGAAUUUGUUUGGCUUGCUUUAUCUGGUUUCUCAUUUUCUUUCAGUUUAAACUUGAAUAUAAUAUCCUUAUCCAGUAUCUAUCCAGCAGACUCCUGGUUGGGAAGCCCUUUAUUAAAUUUUGAGAAUGUACCCAGUUUUCUUUUUCUUUCUUUUUCUUUUUUUGUACAGUGCUUUACAUCUGCUAAAAGUUGUUUAAUGCAAAACAAGACCUUGAAAGGUCAGUCAUAUUAAAGCUGGUUUGGUUAUUGUUAUCUUUUAGGAAGAAGCUUUUUCCCUAUGUAAGAUGUCAUAACUGCAGAUUUAAAAUAUAGACUAUCAA
Molecule: messenger RNA, 7363 nt
Organism: Cynocephalus volans (Philippine flying lemur)
Lineage: Eukaryota; Metazoa; Chordata; Mammalia; Dermoptera; Cynocephalidae
Gene: RLIM
Product: ring finger protein, LIM domain interacting
Exons: 4
Coding region: 181-2028 (615 amino acids)
Biological process (GO): protein ubiquitination; ubiquitin-dependent protein catabolic process; random inactivation of X chromosome
Cellular component (GO): nucleoplasm; cytoplasm
Molecular function (GO): ubiquitin protein ligase activity
Source: RefSeq, a predicted model, not a curated record